AUGUCGUCAACAAAGGAAACUUACUUUAACCCUUCUGAGCGUAUUGGAAGUUUUAUUGAUAAUGGUCGUCUCGAGAUAACUAAUAUCCUUGGAAUCGGUGCCUAUGGUGUAGUUUAUUCUGCAAAACAUGUUUUAAAUCAACAUGUAUAUGCGGUAAAAUGUAUGCCAAAGACAAAUAUUGAUGCAAGACAACAUCGAUUACAUGAAUCAGAGAUAAGAUUACACGCUCAAGUUUCAGGCCAUCCAAAUAUCAUAAGUUUAGAAAAAGUUGUUGAAACCUCUGAUACACUUAACGUAGCACUUGAAUAUUGUCAUGAGGGUGAUUUAUUCUCAAUGAUAACUGAAAAAGGUGGUUAUCUUGGAAAUGAUCAACUUAUCAAACAAGUUUUUAUACAAAUACUCGAUGCUGUACAAUUUUGUCAUUUUAACGGAAUUUAUCAUCGAGAUUUAAAACCUGAAAACAUCCUAGUCUUUGAUGGAGGAAGGACUGUAAAACUUGCUGAUUUUGGUUUGGCUACAACUGAUUGUUGGUCGAGGGAUUUCGGUUGUGGAUCAACUUUUUAUAUGAGUCCAGAAUGUCAAGGUGGACUAAAUAAAAGAGUACGAGGAUAUGCAACCGCUUCCAAUGAUGUAUGGUCUUUAGGAGUUAUUCUUAUUAAUCUUACUUGUGGUCGUAAUCCUUGGAAACAAGCUUGUCUUCGUGAUGAAACUUUUUCCGUAUUUUUACGAGAUCGUGAUUUUUUAAAGACAAUUCUCCCGCUUUCUGACGAACUCAAUGAAAUUUUAAAAGAUAUCUUUACUCUUGAUCCUGAAAAACGCAUUUCAUUGGAUGAACUUAGAGAACGUAUACUCUCAUGUCGCAAAUUUACUGUAUCAGAAUAUGACGAUUUUAUCGAAGAGGAAGAAAUCUCUUCAACAUCACAUGAUCGUUUAUCUACAAGUUCUUCCGCUACUGCUUGUUCAUGGUAUUCAAUGAAUUCAGAACUAGGUUUCUCAGCUGCCCCUUCGGAAUUCGACGAUUAUGAUCGUUGUUCAACUUCAAAUAAUUCUGCUUCUUCUUUGUCAACUUUAGCAAAUAGUCAGCCAGAUUUGAUUAAAUGUAUCGAUCAUGACUUGGAAUUCAAUCUGAAAUGCGAUGACCAUUUAAUGGAAAAUCAAAAAAUUCAGACUAUAUAUACCUUUUAA
Rhizophagus irregularis DAOM 181602=DAOM 197198 is the source of this 1185-nucleotide messenger RNA. RefSeq lists its product as uncharacterized. Gene Ontology annotation, molecular function: protein serine/threonine kinase activity; ATP binding. Gene Ontology annotation, cellular component: cytoplasm. NCBI's taxonomy places the organism in Eukaryota, Fungi, Glomeromycota, Glomeromycetes, Glomerales, Glomeraceae. The record is from RefSeq and is a predicted model, not a curated record. Gene Ontology annotation, biological process: protein phosphorylation; intracellular signal transduction.